AUGUCGAAGAAAACUGUGGUGUCAGUGGAACUGAUGUGUCCAAAGUGCAGGAAAAAGGUGAUGAAGUUAAUUGCAACCGUAGAAGGGGUAGCUUCCAUUGUCCUCGACCCGUCAAAAAAUACGGUGACGGUAACUGGGGAAGCCGAUCCGGUAAAGAUUAUCAAGAAGGUGAGGAAAUUAAGAAAAAAUGCUGCGGUUGUGAGUAUCGGUCCUCCGCAGGCUGAGAAGAAGGAUGAGAAGAAGGAUGGGAAGAAGGACGAGAAGAAGGACAUUGUUCCAUACAACCCAACGCCAUGUCAAAGAUGUGAUGUUUGGUACGUGAUUCCUGAACAUGGUUACGGUUACUGUUCCGUAAUGUAA
Malus domestica (apple) is the source of this 360-nucleotide messenger RNA. RefSeq names its product heavy metal-associated isoprenylated plant protein 2-like. NCBI's taxonomy places the organism in Eukaryota, Viridiplantae, Streptophyta, Magnoliopsida, Rosales, Rosaceae. The record is from RefSeq and is a predicted model, not a curated record. Gene Ontology annotation, molecular function: metal ion binding.